Molecule: messenger RNA, 698 nt
Organism: Leptopilina heterotoma
Lineage: Eukaryota; Metazoa; Arthropoda; Insecta; Hymenoptera; Figitidae
Product: histone H3-like
Exons: 1
Coding region: 287-697 (136 amino acids)
Cellular component (GO): nucleosome
Molecular function (GO): DNA binding; structural constituent of chromatin; protein heterodimerization activity
Source: RefSeq, a predicted model, not a curated record
UUUCAUCAUAAUAAUGUUUAUCAAAAUAAUAAUUAUUUUUAAUUUCUUUUUUAACGUAAUGUAGGAGAACAAGCUCGGAAUGAUACUGAGGCGGUGAAAGUAUUCAGUUUUAUUAAAUGUCUACUUUCACUCAUCCCCUCCACCAUUUGACCGACCAAUCAGGCUGUUAGUUUCCCCUUCUCUCUGACUAAUCGUUGCAUGUGCUUCUGAAACGUAUAAAUAUGUGCGUUUUUUCAUUCGUAAGCAUUAUUAUUCAUUUCUCCCUUGUACUCGUCACGUCGAAGAAAUGGCUCAUGUGAAACAAACCGCCCGUAAAUACACCGGUGGUAUAUCACCUAGGAAACAACUUGGUACCAACGAUGUGAAGAAGAGCGCGCCUGCAACUGGUAUUAUGAAGAAGCCCCAUAGCUGCACACCGGGAACAGUCGCUCUAAGUGAUAUUUUUCGACAUCAGAAUAGUACCCAAAUCAUUAUUGACAAACUGCCCUUCCAACCUUUGAUCCGUCAAAUAAUACAGUCUAUUAAGACUGAUAUUCAAUUUGACAACACUGCUUUGAUGGCCCUCCAGUAUGGAAGCGAGAACUACCUCGUAAGUCUUUAUGAAAGAAGUAUUUCUUUCGUCAUCAACGAAAACAAAAUCUCCAUCAUGACGAAGGACUUGGAAGUAACUCGUCGUAUUUUUGGAGAAUUUGUUUAAU